Molecule: messenger RNA, 1923 nt
Organism: Grammomys surdaster
Lineage: Eukaryota; Metazoa; Chordata; Mammalia; Rodentia; Muridae
Product: amine sulfotransferase-like
Exons: 8
Coding region: 225-1106 (293 amino acids)
Biological process (GO): sulfation
Cellular component (GO): cytoplasm
Molecular function (GO): sulfotransferase activity
Source: RefSeq, a predicted model, not a curated record
AUUUCAUCAGAACUGGUUUUGCUUCAUCAUUUCAUCUGCAAACUAUUUAAUCAAAUGGAAUGUCUUAGAAACAGAAUUUUAAAACAUAAAUAAUUCAAGGGAAUACCACUAGUGCUAAGGUAAUAUAAGAACUAUUAGCAUUCCCGCACUAUUGUAACCUUCAAGUAGAGGGAGACUUCUUUGGAAGAUCCAGAUCAAACUCUGAGAAGAUCAGCUGAAUAAUUAUGGACAACACAGAUGAAUAUUUGUUUAACUUUAAAGAAUACAAUUUUGAGAAAGCUUUUGUGAACAUUGAGGAUUUAGAAAAGAUGGAAGAUUUUGAAAUUAGAGAUGAUGAUGUCUUCAUCAUCACAUACCCAAAAUCUGGUACCAUCUGGACUCAGCAUAUCCUCAGCUUGAUUUAUUAUGAGGGUCACCGGAACAAGACUGAAAACAUAUCAACAAUAGAUAGAGCACCAUUCUUGGAGUACAAUAUUCAUAAUUUAGACUUCGCCAAAAUGUCAUCACCUCGCAUCUUCACUUCCCACCUUCCAUAUUACUUAGUUCCAAAAGGUCUCAAGGAAAAAAAGACUAAAAUUCUUUAUAUUUACAGAAAUCCCAAAGAUGUUUUGAUCUCAUUUUUUCAUUUUUCAAAAUGGGUGGUUACCUUUGAACCUAUAGAUACCAUAGACAAUUAUGUGGAAAAAUUUCUAGAUGGAAAAGUUGUAGGAAGCCGUUGGUUUGAUCACAUUAGAGGCUGGUAUGAGCACAGACAUGACUUCAAUAUAAUGUUCCUGAGCUAUGAAGAUUUGAAAAAGGACCUCAGAAGCUCAGUGCUUAAAAUCUGCAGCUUUCUAAAAAAAGAACUGAGUGAAGAAGAUGUGGAUGCUGUUGUGAGACAAGCUACCUUUCAGAACAUGAAAUCUAACCCACUAGCAAAUUACAAUUAUAUUAUGAAUAAUGAAGUUGGGGUGAGAAGCAAUGAUGGCUAUUUCCUACGCAAAGGUACCAUUGGAGACUGGAAAAACCAUUUGACUGUGGAGCAGAAUGAAAGAUUUGACAUGAUAUUCAAGAGGAAUAUGACAAAUUUUCCUUUGAAGUUUAUCUGGGAUAUAAAUGAACAAUAAAAGUCUAAUGUCAGCAUAAAAUAAAUUAAGAAAAACCCAUUCAGAAGAAUACUUGCUUUAAUAUCAAUAUUAAUAUCUUCAAUAUUUUAAUCAUUAAAUGCCAAGCUUUAUUAAGGAUCAAAAUGAAUAAACUAUAUAAAUGUUAAUUACAUUGAGAUUCAGAAAUGAUUUCAAAUUUCAAAAUUAAAAUAGUUUGGGUUCUAGUUCGCAAUUGUAUUGUGUACUAAUGUCAUAAAUUAUGGUGCUUUCUGAUAUAGAAAAAUGUCUACAAGGAGUAGUCUACAAUGCACAGUUUUUUCUUCUCACAUACAAUACAGUUUUGAAAGAAAAAACAUUAAACAACUUCUCAUUAUUACAAUAAAACUUUGACUUUCACUGAGUCAAGAAUGUGUGAGGAAUGAGAGCCUUUAAUUUGGAAAACUAAACCUGAGCAUUGAAGGGAGGCAGAAUAGCCAUUUAGAUUAAGAACUAGAAAAGAGGGAGGAUGUACUCAUUCCCUUAGUAAAGUAUCAACUUUUGUUGGUGAAUUGUGUUGUUUGAUGAGUUUUGUAUUUACACACAACGGAUGUCAUUACUAAUUUUACCAAAAUGUAUGAAUAAUGCACUUAAGAUUUAAUUUUGUAGUUUGCCUCCAUUUGCUGGACGCGAGCCAGGAGUCUCUGCGGCUGGUGGAGACAGCAGGCAGAAGGAAGCAGUGGUGGAGAGAAGCCCUAAGCUGCCUUGGUGAUAGUGAAAUGGUGGACACACAGCAGCUCAUUACCAAGCGACAGAACCUGGAUUAAGCCUAUGGGCCGCCCAAUAAAUUCCUUGAGAUCGA